AUGGGCAACGACUGGUCUGUCGAGCAGGUGGUAGGAAAAUGGUUCAACUCGUUGGAUAUUCGGACGGAGGAGCUGGUCUGGGCACGAGGCACCAAGGACAUACCGAUCUCGGCGUGCUCGCUACCCUGCCAGCCAGGUAUGAUAAAGAAGCAACAGGGUGACACUUGUUGCUGGGUGUGCGACCAGUGCGAGGAGUACGAGUACGUCUACGACGAGUACACCUGCGUGGAUUGUGGCCCGGGAAAAUGGCCGCACGACGACAAGAGGGGCUGCUACGAGCUCCCAAUCAAUCACAUCAGGUGGGACAGCGCGUUCGCGAUCGCCCCGGCGGUGAUCUCGUGCCUUGGAAUUGUGGCCACUCUCGCGGUCGCGUGUCUACUGUUCCACCAUAGAGACACGCCGGUGGUCAGGGCCUCGGGACGCGAGCUGACGAUCAUUCUGCUGGCCGGAGUGCUCGUCUGUUACUUGAACACGUUCCUGCUGCUGGCAACACCCACCACCGUCACCUGCAUCCUGCAGAGAUUCGGCGUUGGGGUGAGUUUCAGCGCGGUUUACGGGGCACUGUUGACCAAGACGAACCGGAUCGCCAGGAUCUUCGACUCUGCCUCGAGGACGGCUGUUAGGCCAAGGUAUAUCAGUCCUGCGUCUCAAGUCUGCAUCGCGGCCGCCCUGAUCGCGUUGCAGGUGAGAGAAAGAGACGUGCUGCAUGCUCUCUAUGUUUGUCGGCCUGUUGAUUUCGAUUAUCACCGAUUAACACUUUUGACCCUAGUAUGGAUGAUCAUCGAACCACCGGGGACAAGGUUCUCCUAUCCAGACCGGAAGCAGGUGAUCCUCAAGUGCAACAUACAGGACAUGAGUUUCCUCUUCUCUCAGUUGUACAACGCGUUGCUGAUCCUGAUCUCGACGGUGUACGCGGUGAAGACGCGGAAAAUACCGGAGAACUUCAACGAGAGCAAGUUCAUCGGCUUCACCAUGUACACCACCUGCAUCAUCUGGCUGGCGUUCGUGCCGAUUUACUUCGGGACCGGAAACGCCCACGAGACCCAGAUCACCACGCUCUGCGUGGCAAUCAGCCUGAGCGCCACGGUGACGCUCGUUUGCCUGUACUCUCCUAAGGUGUACAUCAUCGUCUUUCAACCGGACAAGAACAUCCGCAGGAAGGUCACCAUGGGUGACAAGUCGAAGAAGCAAGGGAGCAGCGCGGGCACUUCCUCCAUUACCAAA
Messenger RNA from Heterotrigona itama, 1224 nucleotides. The record is from the annotation of a GenBank genome assembly. NCBI's taxonomy places the organism in Eukaryota, Metazoa, Arthropoda, Insecta, Hymenoptera, Apidae.